Verticillium dahliae VdLs.17 is the source of this 471-nucleotide messenger RNA. RefSeq lists its product as uncharacterized. The record is from RefSeq and is a predicted model, not a curated record. The transcript has 3 exons. The coding region runs from base 1 to 471 and encodes 156 amino acids. Lineage: Eukaryota; Fungi; Ascomycota; Sordariomycetes; Glomerellales; Plectosphaerellaceae.
AUGUCUGCCACCGACUCCGGCAACCUCAGUCCCCCCGAUCCGAAGCGCAGACGCACCCGGAAGCCCGCCAAGCACACCGUCCAGACGAAGGACGACUUCACCGAGCCCUACAACAUGGACAUGGAAAGCGGCAAAAAGCGUCUCGAGGAGAUCAACGCCAAGUUCACAGCCGCCCGUGACCGCCUCUUAGCCGACUACGAAGCCGAGCAGCGCGAGCUCUCGGAUACCCUCCUCAAGGCCCUCGAGAAGCAGAUGAGCAUCCAGGCCAACACGGACAGGCACUCGAUCCACGUCCUCGCCGAGGCGGCGCAGGACCGGCUCGAAGCCGAGGAGCGCAUCCAGGCGCACGUCGACGGCGCGCAGGCGCGCUUCGAGCGCCUCGAGACGCUGCUGCGCGUGGUGGUCCAGGGACGCAUCGAGGAAGCCGAGGCCGCGCUGCUCGAGGCCGGCGGUCUUGUCAAGCGUGAGUAG